Molecule: messenger RNA, 1371 nt
Organism: Vicia villosa (hairy vetch)
Lineage: Eukaryota; Viridiplantae; Streptophyta; Magnoliopsida; Fabales; Fabaceae
Exons: 17
Coding region: 1-1371 (456 amino acids)
Source: RefSeq, a predicted model, not a curated record
AUGAGUACAUUACCUGAAAAUUCAAGCUGUCGUCAGAGGAAUGCCGUACAUAGCUCCGACGAGAAGAGCAAAGAAGGAGUAGAAGAUCCCAGAAGCAGAAAGAGACUCAAAGAAAAGGAGAAAGACCUAAAAAAUCUCUCCGAUGAGAAGAGCAAAGAAGGAGUCGAAGAUCCCAGAAGCAGCCAGAGACUCAAAGAAAAGGAGAAAGACUUGAAAAAUCUCUCCAAUGAGAAGAGCAGAGAAGAAGUAGAAUAUCCCAUAAGUAGCAAGAGACUCAAAGAAAAGGAUAAAGACCUGAAAAAUCUCUCCGAUAAGAAGAGCAAAGAAGGAGUAGAAUAUCCCAGAAGCAGAAAGAGACUCAAAGAAAAGGAGAAAGACCUAAAAAAUCUCUCCGAUGAGAAGAGCAAAGAAGGAGUCGAAGAUCCCAGAAGCAGCCAGAGACUCAAAGAAAAGGAGAAAGACUUGAAAUAUCUCUCCAAUGAGAAGAGCAUAGAAGAAGUAGAAUAUCCCAUAAGCAGCAAGAGACUCAAAGAAAAGGAUAAAGACCUGAAAAAUCUCUCCGAUAAGAAGAGCAAAGAAGUAGUAGAAGAUCCCAAAAGCAGAAAGACACUCAAAGAAAAGGAGAAAGACCUAAAAAAUCUCUCCGAUGAGAAGAGCAAAGAAGGAGUCGAAGAUCCCAGAAGCAUCCAGAGACUCAAAGAAAAGGAGAAAGACUUGAAAAAUCUCUCCAAUGAGAAGAACAUAGAAGAAGUAGAAUAUCCCAUAAGCAGCAAGAGACUCAAAGAAAAGGAUAAAGACCUGAAAAAUCUCUCCGAUAAGAAGAGCAAAGAAGGAGUAGAAUAUCCCAGAAGCAGAAAGAGACUCAAAGAAAAGGAGAAAGACCUAAAAAAUCUCUCCGAUGAGAAGAGCAAAGAAGGAGUCGAAGAUCCCAGAAGCAGCCAGAGACUCAAAGAAAAGGAGAAAGACUUGAAAAAUCUCUCCAAUGAGAAGAGCAUAGAAGAAGUAGAAUAUCCCAUAAGCAGCAAGAGACUCAAAGAAAAGGAUAAAGACCUGAAAAAUCUCUCCGAUAAGAAGAGCAAAGAAGGAGUAGAAUAUCCCAGAAGCAGAAAGAGACUCAAAGAAAAGGAGAAAGACCUAAAAAAUCUCUCCGAUGAGAAGAGCAAAGAAGGAGUCGAAGAUCCCAGAAGCAGCCAGAGACUCAAAGAAAAGGAGAAAGACUUGAAAAAUCUCUCCAAUGAGAAGAGCAUAGAAGAAGUAGAAUAUCCCAUAAGCAGCAAGAGACUCAAAGAAAAGGAUAAAGACCUGAAAAAUCUCUCCGAUAAGGGUUUAUGUGAUUGGUCAGCAAUGAAGCAUUUGUUGUUGUUUGCUUGA